AUGUACAGAUAUCCUAUUGGUCGACUUCUGCAGACUCUAUCUAUGUCAUUUGAUUAGUCAUGCUCAAUAAAAAGCACAUGCAGUAAAGAUCGUACCGUACAUGUGACUGACUGACAGGACAUGAACAUCAUGCUUUUAUCCUGAGCAUGUACUCUUAUCAGGGGAAAAACAUUGCUUAGCCGUUCACAGGAAUUAGCUGUCCCUUAUCAGCCAUUGGCCACCACCUUAAAGGGGCCAUCCUAUUGGCUGAUCCCUUAGUGUCCUGUCACGUGACUGGAAGAGCACAACUUGCAAAAAAUAGCCAAGAUGUCAAAGUUUAUGGCGGUGUUGCGUAAUCACGCCAGAUAGCGGUGAACUUGUAUUUACCCUUCGGUUACUUCAACGUGAUUAGAUGGGCCACAUUAUGAGAUUGGAUUCAGGAUGGCAGGGAGGCAUUGUGAUCAUAAUCUGAGGGGAGAAAACAUUGAUCCCAGUGGAGUAUCCUGAGGUGGGGAGAGUAAGAGCUGGUGCUCUACUCACUGUAAUGAAGAGACAGCGAUCCUGGGGGGACAGGGAGCUCCUGGGGGGGAACACAAACGACAACACAGACUACAGUGAACAGAAUGAGUCCUUGUCUCUGAGGUCGUCUUGGUCCCUGGCGGACACCAUGAACUACGUGGGCCAGCUGGCAGGACAGGUGCUGGUAACCGUCAAAGAACUGUACAAGGGCAUUAAUCAGGCCACAUUAUCGGGCUGCAUCGAUGUUGUGGUUGUCCGCCAGAGAGAUGGCACUUACCAGUGCUCGCCAUUCCACGUGCGCUUUGGCAAGCUGGGGGUACUGCGCUCCAAAGAGAAAGUGAUUGACAUCGAAGUGAAUGGAGAGCCAGUAGAGCUGCACAUGAAGCUUGGUGACAACGGAGAGGCCUUUUUUGUAAAGGAAGCCGAGGAACUGAAUAUUGUCCCCGCCCACCUGGCCACCUCCCCGAUCCCCACGGAGAGUCACCUGUUCUGGAUCUCGGAGGUGGAGCACAGAGCCCCAAAAGGUCUGGAGGAUGACCCCGCAGACCCAGAAGACCCCCCCGAGCCUCCUGCACCCAGUACCGGGUCCACAAAAAAGAAGAAGAAGCGGAGGAAGAAGCACAAAGGAGACCCCCGAAGAGAGGAGCUGACCCCGCCCAUGUCGGUCACUACUGGAAACGCUAUCGCUGCUAACAUACCUGCUGCUGCUACGACUGCUCCUAUGUCCAGCGCUGGGCAAAAUGAGGAGAUCUUUGAGAUGGACCUGAGCUCUGACGAGGGGGGAUCAGCACAUGUCUCAAGUGUAAAACACCUUAAUUGUCUCUGCUUUUUCAGAUAUUAUAACUGGACAUUAGCUGCACCCUUGAUUCUGAGUCUACAAGCAUUUCAGAAGAACUUACCAAAGGCUACAGAGGAGGCUUGGAUGAAGGAGAAAAUGCCAAAGAAGUCGGGCCGCUGGUGGUUCUGGAGAAAAAGGGCAGACAGUUCAAUCAAGCAGUCGGAGACUAAGCUUGAAACAAAGGAGGACUCUCAUCCGGAGGAAGAAGGAGCCUCCAUGUCUCAGGAGAAACUGCCCCUGCCGCCUAAAGCCGGAGACUCCUCCAGUGAUGAAGAGGCCAAGGAGGUGAGCGCUGCUUCCUGUCAGGAGAGACUGCAGCCAGUCGAUGUUCAGCACCACCCGAGCCCCCCCACUUACAGGAAGUCACUACGCCUGUCCUCUGACCAGAUAGCCAGUCUGAAACUGAAGGAGGGACCUAACGAUGUGAUGUUCAGCAUCACCACCCAGUACCAGGGCACAUGCCGCUGCGAGGGCACCAUCUAUCUGUGGAACUGGGACGAUAAAGUCAUUAUCUCUGACAUCGAUGGCACCAUCACCAAGUCAGACGUGUUUGGACAGAUCCUGCCACAGUUGGGGAAGGACUGGACCCACCAGGGCAUUGCCAAGCUCUACCACUCAGUAGCUGAGAACGGCUACAAGUUCCUGUACUGCUCAGCGCGAGCUAUCGGUAUGGCGGACAUGACACGAGGUUACCUGCAGUGGGUCAAUGACGGAGGCACCAUUCUCCCCCGGGGACCCCUCAUGCUUUCUCCCAGCAGCCUCUUCUCCGCCUUCCACAGGUACGAGAGCAUUCAGUAUUAAUGACUACCAGUUUCAGUUUC
Molecule: messenger RNA, 2157 nt
Organism: Notothenia coriiceps (black rockcod)
Lineage: Eukaryota; Metazoa; Chordata; Actinopteri; Perciformes; Nototheniidae
Product: phosphatidate phosphatase LPIN2-like
Exons: 12
Coding region: 524-2137 (537 amino acids)
Biological process (GO): triglyceride biosynthetic process; fatty acid catabolic process; cellular response to insulin stimulus
Cellular component (GO): nucleus; endoplasmic reticulum membrane; cytosol
Molecular function (GO): phosphatidate phosphatase activity; transcription coactivator activity
Source: RefSeq, a predicted model, not a curated record